Messenger RNA from Coprinopsis cinerea okayama7#130, 867 nucleotides. RefSeq lists its product as hypothetical. The record is from RefSeq and is a predicted model, not a curated record. The coding region runs from base 4 to 696 and encodes 230 amino acids. The transcript is spliced from 4 exons. Gene Ontology annotation, molecular function: phosphatidylinositol-3-phosphate binding. NCBI's taxonomy places the organism in Eukaryota, Fungi, Basidiomycota, Agaricomycetes, Agaricales, Psathyrellaceae. Gene Ontology annotation, cellular component: endosome.
GGAAUGCCUGCGCAACCUCGACAUGAAGCUAUAGCAACAACAACAACGACGCCCUCUGAAUCUAUACCUCGUCGUCAGAACACUGGAUCUACGAUAACAGAUGGCAGACCGGAAUUCGAGGUGCUGAGGGAGGAGCCGACGACUGCUUCGGGGAUUAAUGUGGAGGAGGAGGUGAGGUUGUACGAGGAGCUGUGUAGGGAGUACGAUGAGGAGGCUUCUCAGUACGACAGGCGGAGCAUGCACCUCCCUCGCCCAGCUGAAUCUAUUUUCUCGGCGGAUAUCUACCUCGGGGACAACAGAGGAGGAGGAUCGUUCGCGACUGACGUCAAGAUCUCUGGAUGGACGACUGUAGCUGGCGAUAAAGUCCCUUCGUUGGAGAAAGGGAGGGGGUUGACUGGGUUAGGGUCGGGUGCUUAUGUUGUAUACGAUUGCGUCGUAACGACCAAAGAGAACACAACCUUCCACUUCCUCAAGCGCUACACCGCAUUCGAAGACCUCGAAUACGCACUCCGCAAAACCCUCCCUCCAGUCCUCCGCCCCGCCAUACCCAAACUACCGCCCAAAGCCCCCUUUGCCCGCUUCAGGCCCGCGUUUCUGGAUAAACGCCGCCAGCAUCUGCAGUUCUGGCUUGCGAGGGUUCUGUUGCAUCCUGAGAUUGGACAGAGCGAGGCUGUGAAACGAUGGGUUAUGGCGUAAGGGAUCUGGGAAUGUGGGGAAGGGCGAUGCGAUAUGCGGGUUGGGUGAAUCAGCUCUUGCUCUCAUUUCUUCCUGCUUUCCUUUGCUUUGCGUAUCUAUGGACUAUUUGAUUUCCCUUUCCAUCUGUACAGAUACUGUGACGCUCUAAUUCAUCCUUUUUGCUUUCGCUUU